AAUUUCAAAUCAUUCACUUGCUUUAACUACUCAUGCUAUGGAUGUGGGAGCAUCAACUCCGUUCCUGUGGGCUUUUGAGGAGCGGGAGAAAUUGUUGGAAUUCUAUGAAAGAGUCUCGGGAGCCAGGAUGCAUGCCAGUUUCAUACGACCAGGUGGAGUGGCACAAGAUCUUCCUCUUGGCUUAUGUAGAGAUAUUGAUUCCUUCACACAACAAUUUGCUUCUCGUAUCGACGAAUUAGAAGAGAUGUCAACCGGCAACCGUAUCUGGAAACAACGAUUAGUGGAUAUUGGUACUGUCACUGCACAGCAAGCAAAGGAUUGGGGAUUCAGUGGUGUAAUGUUAAGAGGUUCAGGGGUAUGCUGGGAUUUGCGAAAAGCAGCACCUUACGAUGUUCAUGACCAAUUGGAUCCUGACGUACCAGUAGGUACCAGAGGAGAUCGCUAUGAUCGUUACUGUAUUCGUAUCGAAGAGAUGCGACAAAGUGUUCGGAUCAUUGUGCAAUGUCUUAAUAAAAUGCCUAGUGGCAUGAUCAAAUCCGAUGAUCGUAAGCUGUGUCCUCCAUCACGAUCUCGAAUGAAACUAUCCAUGGAAUCGUGCGCCGUGUGAAACGUAGAUCAUCGCCGUUCUUAACCGAGACUCAGGUUAAGCUCCGUCUCGGAACCUUGUGGGGUUAGGAGUAAAGCAUCCCGAGGUUGGCGCAUCUCGUUAAGCGUGGAGAAGCAUUGGGAACCCCAAUUGAUUUAUUCGGAGCCGUUUCUUUUCCCGUCCCCCCGCCCCGGCAUAGCGUUUCGCUUCCGGUUCUAUAGAAGAGCUAUUCGUUUCACUUGAACUUAGAAAAAGAAAAGAAAAAAGAAUAGGUACGAAAUGAGUGUAACGAUUCGUUUCAAAUGAGUUGAACGUAGUUAGAAAACUCAUUCGGAAUAAUCAACUUACGUCUCCCUUCUUCAUCGAUCUGGGGGAAAAGGUACAGAGAUUCCUCUAGAGAAACAGAGAACAGAGAUUCGUUUCACAUAGUGAAACUAAGGAACCGUCUACCAGUUGGGAAGCUAGACAUCAAGUAAGUGGCUUGAUGAGGAUAACUAAGCUGACACGCCGGAGUUGGCUGCUGGCACAACAGGGUGGUGCCUUACCGCACCGCAGGCGGACGCGCGGUAGCGUUCGUGGUGGUGCUUCAGGAUUCCAAUGUACUGCGCCCAAGAUCAGAACGAGCUUGCCGGCGGACCACUGCCGUCCCAUUCUUGAGUGAGCUGGAGCGCAGCCAUCUUAUCCACUGAAUGAGUUGAACGUAGUUAGAUUUUUUGAAACGAAUCGUUACACUCAUUUCCUCUCCCCUCUUCGAGGUACGAAGUCACUAGAGAAUUCGUUUCACUAUGUGAAACUCAUUCGACCUACGUACGUUGGUCGAAUGAGUUGAACUAUGUUCAACGAAAUGAGUGUAACAUAGUGAAACGAAUCUCUGUUCUCUGUCAACUCAUUUGAAACGAAUCCAUAACUAGCUAUAAGCUAUCGCUUCGGGUCGAAGCACUAAAAGAAAAGGACCGGGAAACGCGGCGGCAUAGGAACCACGGGACCCCCUACUAGUAAAGGUACAGAGAACAGAGAUUCGUUUCACUAUGUGAAACUCAUUUCGUUGAACAUAGUUCAACUAAGGGAAAACGGAAGUGCGCUCCUGCGCACCAGCUGAAAAAGCCCUUUCCUUUCAGUCGAGUCACAAGGUACGAAGUUGCUAGAGUGUAACGAUUCGUUUCAAACGUUUCACUAUGUGAAACUCAUUUCGUACCUUUCCCUUAUUCAUAAUAAAAUGGAUAGCUCCAACCUAGUAAAGGGGCUUUGUCUAGGUUGGGUUGCUGGAUACGGGAUUCUCGUAGUAGGCUGGACCAAGAUCCAGCCGAGAGAGGGCAGUCUUUAGAAACAACAGGUUGGGAAAGCAAGAGAACACUUGGCGUUUUCUUAUCUUCUUCCCGCCCUAGGAGUAGCACAAAAAGAGGUACAGAGGUACGAAGUGACUAGAGAACAGAGAACAGAGAACAGAGAUUCGUUGAACAUAGUUCAACUCAUUUCGUUGAACAUAGUUCAACACUAUGUGAAACAACGAACAACGAAUCGUUUCAAAUGAGUUGAACGUAGUUAGAAAACUCAUUCAGUUGAACAUAGUUCAACUCCUUAGGCUUUGAUAAGUAUAAAGACGCGAAGCCAUAGCGAGGCGCUUCGAGUUAGCGAAGCGCUGUAGUAGCGCCGAAGCCCUAUGUGCGUGCUAUAAUGCUGAGCCAAGGACGCAGUUCUGAACGAAUUAGCUCCUUGGUAAUGGCUUAAUCUAUAGAUAGAAAGCCUUAUGAUGGGAAACUACCACGUUAGGUUUGGAGAGAGAUGGGACGAAGUAGCUAGAGAUUCGUUUCAAAUGAGUUGAACGUAGUUAGACGAUUCCGAACGAAGUCUCUGAAAGGAGAUUCGUUGAACAUAGUUCAACUCAUUUAGUCGCUUUAGCGAAGCUUAUAGGGGAAGCAGAUGCAAGCUUUUCCAAAUGACUACAGGAUCAUCAGUCUACUCUACCUCAAUUCACCAUUUCGAACUUUAUACAGAAGGU
Molecule: messenger RNA, 2585 nt
Organism: Cuscuta campestris
Lineage: Eukaryota; Viridiplantae; Streptophyta; Magnoliopsida; Solanales; Convolvulaceae
Source: the annotation of a GenBank genome assembly